UCAUACGAGUGGUUAUCCGUUGGUUGCAUGCUUCAUUGGUGAAUAAAGUCACUACAUUAAUAAUCGUAUAUUUUGCGAUACUGUCGAGCGUAUAGGCUAUGUUUCAUAAUCCAACAUUUUGCUUAUUGUAUAAAUAUUGAAAAAUACAUUUUUAAAAAGGGGUCAACAUCGUGUGCUCAUAAAUUGAUUUUACAUUGGUUUCAUUAGGGCACUCAACUGCUUGCAGCCUAUGAUGUGCUCCACUAUGGUCUCGGAAGCCAAUUAAAAAAAAAAAACUUAUCUGACUGCUGGCUGUAGCUGAAACAACGAAUUCGGAUACCUCAGACGAAAGCUAAAACACACUUCCGACCGUAAAUAAGGGAUUAGGACACAUCCAUUUAGGAAAUCGCAUAGGUCUGUUGCACUUGAUAGCAUGUUGUUGUCCGUGUUAUAUUUCACUCGGCUAUACUGAUUGAAAACGUCAUAUACCGGCGUAUACAGCCUACAUUAUAAUUUUCUUUCGACGACGAAAACUUAAAAAGAAGAAGAUGGAUUCUCCUCGAAAGGAUUUACUGCUAGUGCAAUGAAAUCCAUCUUGUGAAAUCAGCACCCGGAUGUUGCAAUAUAUAUUUGCUAAAACUCUCAGGAAAAAAUGUAGAGCACUUUAUAACAUGGAGAUGGGUUGAAUUUAAAUAUUUACAAAAUGUGUUACUUUGCUGUUUUAAUAACAAAAUGUAGACAUACACUACUUUUUGACAUGCAAUUUUAAUGAGGAUUGGACCAUGCACGAACCAGAGGAGCAGCCAGGAGGGGCAAAUUAUGCCAGCAGCACCAGAGUCCCUCUCUCUGGUGACGUACCAGCCAUUCUGUCCGACAGCUCCGUCCCUCCCCAGCCCCCUGCGCUCACCUGGCAGGCUGCAAUCCAUGCUGCUAAGCAGGCCCAGGCUGCCCCGACCAUGAGCGCCAGCGCCACUGCCCCGGUCGGGUCUCUGUCCCAAAGAAAGCGCCAGCAGUAUGCCAAAAGCAAGAAGCAGAGCAGCACGGUCAACAGCAGACCUCCCCGCGCACUCUUCUGCCUCACUCUCAACAACCCCAUCAGGAGAGCCUGCAUCAGCCUGGUAGAAUGGAAGCCAUUCGAUAUCUUUAUAUUACUCUCUAUUUUUGCCAACUGCGUGGCCUUAGCUGUUUACAUUCCCUUUCCUGAAGAUGACUCCAAUGCCACCAACCAUGACCUGGAAACAGUAGAAUAUGCCUUCCUUAUCAUUUUUACCAUUGAAACCUUUUUGAAGAUUAUAGCAUAUGGAUUAGUAAUGCACCAGAACGCGUAUGUGAGGAACGGCUGGAACAUGCUGGAUUUUAUAAUUGUAGUAGUAGGGUUGUUUAGCGUAUUUUUGGAAGUAUUAACCAAAGAGGGAGAUGCAGGGAGCCACCAGUCGGGCGGAAAGCCGGGUGGCUUCGACGUCAAAGCCCUUCGAGCCUUCCGAGUGCUGCGUCCUCUCCGCCUGGUGUCAGGAGUGCCCAGUUUACAAGUAGUUUUGAAUUCCAUUAUUAAAGCCAUGGUCCCUCUGCUCCACAUAGCCCUGUUAGUUUUAUUUGUAAUCAUCAUUUAUGCCAUUAUAGGAUUGGAGCUCUUUAUUGGAAAAAUGCACGCGACAUGUUACGUUUCUGGCACAAAUUCAAUAGCUGAAGAUGAACCAGCACCAUGUGCAAUCUCAGGUCACGGGCGCCAUUGCCCCAUCAACGGUACUGUAUGCAAAGAAGGCUGGCACGGCCCCAACGGCGGCAUCACCAACUUUGACAACUUCGCUUUCGCGAUGCUGACAGUGUUCCAGUGCAUCACCAUGGAGGGUUGGACCGACGUGCUGUACUGGAUGAAUGAUGCCAUGGGCUUUGAGCUGCCCUGGGUGUACUUCGUCAGCCUGGUCAUCUUUGGGUCCUUCUUCGUGCUUAAUCUGGUUCUGGGAGUGUUGAGUGGAGAGUUCUCCAAGGAGAGGGAGAAGGCCAAAGCCCGUGGAGACUUCCAGAAGCUGAGGGAGAAACAGCAGCUGGAGGAGGACCUGAAGGGCUACCUGGACUGGAUCACCCAGGCCGAGGACAUCGACCCCGAGAACGAGGAGGACGGUGAAGGCAAGCGCAACCGGGUUACUCUGACUGACUUAAUGGAAAAGAAGAAAGGAAAGUUUGGUUGGUUCAGCCAGUCUACUGAAACACAGGCAAGCAUGCAGGCCAGCGAGACGGAGUCAGUGAACACGGAGAACGCCAACGGGGAGGACGAGAAAGUACGGUGUUGUGGUCCUUUCUGUCAAAAAAUUACAAAGUCAAAGUUCAGUCGGCGCUGGCGUCGCUGGAACCGGUUCUGUCGCCGGAAGUGCAGAGCGGCCGUCAAAUCUGUCACUUUCUAUUGGCUGGUGAUCAUCCUGGUGUUCCUCAACACGCUGACCAUCUCCUCAGAGCACUACGACCAGCCGGAAUGGCUCACAGAAGUGCAGGAAGUGGCCAAUAAGGUUCUGCUGGCAAUGUUCACCUGUGAGAUGUUGGUGAAGAUGUACAGCCUUGGGCUACAGGCCUACUUUGUCUCCCUCUUCAACCGCUUCGACUGCUUUGUGGUGUGCGGGGGCAUCAUCGAGACCAUCCUGGUGGAGCUGGAGAUCAUGUCUCCGCUUGGUAUCUCUGUGUUUCGCUGCGUCCGCCUGCUGCGAAUCUUUAAAGUCACACGCCAUUGGGCGUCACUCAGCAACCUGGUGGCCUCACUGCUCAACUCCAUGAAGUCCAUCGCCUCUCUGCUGCUUCUGCUCUUCCUUUUCAUCAUCAUCUUCUCGCUGUUGGGUAUGCAGCUCUUUGGUGGCAAGUUCAACUUUGAUGAGACACAGACCAAGAGGAGUACCUUUGACAACUUCCCUCAAGCACUGCUCACGGUCUUCCAGAUUUUAACAGGCGAAGACUGGAAUGCUGUCAUGUAUGACGGGAUAAUGGCAUAUGGAGGCCCUUCCUCCUCGGGAAUGAUUGUCUGUGUGUACUUCAUCAUCCUCUUCAUCUGCGGAAACUACAUCCUGCUGAAUGUCUUCUUGGCUAUUGCUGUGGACAACUUGGCAGAUGCAGAAAGCCUCAAUACAGCACAGCAGGAGGAGGCAGAGGAGAAGGAGAGGAAGAAGAGUGCAAGGAGUGGGAGCACAGACAAGAGGGACGAUGAGAAAGGGGAGGGGAGAGAAGGCGGUGACAAGGUUAUGGGGGAACUCUGUAUGGAGGAAGAGGAGAAAGACCCAUACCCUGCUAGAGACGUUCCAGGGGACGAGGACGAGGAUGAGCCGGAGCUUCCGGUUGGCCCGCGGCCCCGCAGGCUGUCUGAACUGACCAUCAAGGAGAAGAUUGCACCUAUCCCAGCGGGCAGCGCCUUCUUCAUUUUCAGCAGCACCAACCCAUUUCGGGUUGGCUGUCACAGGCUGAUCAAUCAUCAUAUAUUCACCAACCUCAUUCUGGUCUUUAUCAUGCUUAGCAGUGUGUCUCUUGCUGCAGAAGACCCCAUCCGUAACUUUUCUGCCCGCAAUAUCGUCCUAGGCUAUGCAGAUUAUGUCUUCACUACUAUGUUUACAUUUGAGAUCAUGUUGAAGAUGACUGCAUUUGGGGCUUUCCUGCAUAAGGGUGCUUUCUGCAGAAAUUACUUCAACCUGCUGGACUUACUGGUGGUGGGAGUGUCUCUGGUGUCUUUUGGUAUUCAGUCCUCUGCCAUCUCAGUGGUGAAGAUUCUGAGAGUGCUGCGAGUGCUCCGGCCCCUGAGAGCCAUCAACCGAGCCAAGGGCCUCAAGCACGUGGUCCAGUGCGUGUUUGUGGCCAUCCGGACCAUUGGAAACAUCAUGAUCGUUACCACGCUGCUGCAGUUCAUGUUCGCCUGCAUAGGAGUGCAGCUCUUUAAGGGGAAGUUCUACCGCUGCACAGACGAGGCCAAGACCAGCCCUGAGGAAUGCAAGGGGACCUACAUCCUGUACAAGGACGGUGAUGUCACCAUGCCCGCCGUGCGUGACCGCGUGUGGCACAACAGCGACUUUAAUUUCGACAACGUUCUGGUGGCAAUGAUGGCCCUCUUCACCGUGUCCACCUUCGAGGGCUGGCCAGCACUGCUAUACAAGGCCAUCGAUUCCAACCGGGAGAACAUGGGCCCCAUCUACAACUACCGUGUGGAGAUCUCCAUCUUCUUCAUCAUCUACAUCAUCAUCAUUGCUUUCUUCAUGAUGAACAUCUUUGUGGGUUUUGUCAUCGUCACGUUCCAGGAGCAGGGGGAGAAGGAAUACAAGAACUGUGAGCUGGACAAGAACCAGCGCCAGUGUGUGGAGUACGCUCUGAAGGCCCGGCCCCUGCGCAGAUAUAUUCCUAAGAACCCCUACCAGUACAAGUUCUGGUAUGUGGUGAACUCCACGGCCUUCGAGUACAUCAUGUUCGUGCUCAUCAUACUCAACACGCUGUGCCUGGCCAUACAGCAUUAUGGUCAGUCCCCUCUGUUUAACUACGCCAUGGACAUCCUCAACAUGGUCUUUACUGGGGUCUUCACUGUGGAGAUGCUGCUCAAAUUAAUUGCCUUCAAACCAAGGGGCUAUUUUACGGAUCCCUGGAACGUGUUUGACGCCCUGGUGGUUAUUGGCAGCGUAGUAGACAUCGUUCUCAGUGAGAUAGAUCACUAUUUUGCUGAUGCAUGGAACACAUUUGAUGCCUUAAUUGUUGUUGGUAGCGUCGUUGACAUUGCUAUCACCGAAGUCAAUCCAACAGAGACUCCCGUGGUGGAGGUGGAGGUAGAGGCUGGGAACACGGAGGACAGUGCCAGGAUCUCUAUCACCUUCUUCCGGCUGUUCCGAGUCAUGCGAUUGGUCAAGCUGCUGAGCAGAGGAGAGGGCAUUCGCACACUACUGUGGACAUUCAUCAAGUCAUUCCAGGCUCUGCCAUAUGUUGCCCUGCUGAUUGCCAUGCUGUUCUUCAUCUAUGCUGUUAUUGGGAUGCAGGUGUUUGGUAAAAUAGCCAUGGUGGACGGCACGCACAUCAACCGAAACAACAACUUCCAGACCUUUCCCCAGGCGGUCCUCCUGCUCUUUAGGUGUGCCACAGGUGAGGCCUGGCAGGAGAUCAUGCUGGCAUGUCUGCCUGGAAAACUCUGUGACGCAGAGUCAGACUACAACCCUGGAGAGGAGAGGUCUUGUGGAAGUGGUUUUGCGAUCAUCUACUUCAUUACUUUCUACAUGUUAUGCGCCUUCUUGAUCAUUAAUUUGUUUGUCGCUGUCAUCAUGGACAAUUUUGACUAUCUCACUCGUGAUUGGUCUAUACUUGGCCCCCAUCAUCUGGAUGAGUUUAAGAGGAUCUGGUCGGAGUAUGAUCCAGAGGCAAAGGGCAGGAUUAAACACCUGGAUGUGGUGACCCUGCUGCGCCGCAUCCAGCCCCCUUUGGGCUUCGGAAAGCUGUGUCCCCACAGAGUAGCCUGCAAGAGAUUAGUUGCCAUGAACAUGCCUUUGAACAGUGAUGGCACGGUCAUGUUCAACGCGACCCUGUUUGCAUUGGUCCGGACGGCUCUGAAGAUCAAAACUGAAGGUAACCUGGAUCAGGCCAAUGAGGAGCUAAGAGCUGUCAUAAAGAAGAUCUGGAAGAGGACCAGCAUGAAGCUUCUGGACCAAGUAGUGCCCCCUGCUGGUGAUGAUGAGGUGACCGUGGGGAAGUUCUAUGCCACCUUCCUGAUACAGGACUACUUUAGGAAAUUCAAGAAACGCAAAGAGCAGGGCCUGGUGGGGCGACACCCGUCCAAGAACACCACCAUCGCACUGCAGGCCGGUCUCCGCACGCUGCAUGAUAUUGGGCCCGAAAUUCGACGAGCGAUAUCAUGUGACCUGCAAGACAAGGAUCUUGUAGAAUUUAACCCUGACGAUGACGAGGAUAUUUAUAGGAGGAACGGUGGGCUCUUUGGCAAUCAUGUCAAUCACUUCAGCGGAGACAGGAGGGGCUCUGUGUUCCAGACCAAUGCCACACAGCGCCCCCUACAGAUCUAUCCUCCCCCCAACUACGAUCCCGCCGUGGACCACAUCAGGCACAGCAGGGGUGCAAACUCCCUGCCCCACAACCACCUCAACCAUCACCCCAACUCCUAUCCCAAAUCACCAAAGUCCACCAAUGCCAACCUCAACAAUGCCAACGCUUCCAGUUACCCCAACGGGAAGCGGCGUCAGCGGUACGAGGGCUCCCCCACAAACGGGUACCCCUCCCAGGGUUCCUGCUUCAAGGGAGACCAUGACAAGCACAGGAAGCCUCAAGGGAGAAGCAGGACACGCUACUAUGAGACCUAUAUUAGGUCGGAACCGGGGGGCAGCCGGCACCCUACCAUCUGCAGAGAGGACCUGCGUGGUGCUGACCGCUGUGAGGAGGGCCGCUGCUCAGGGGAGGACAGCGAGGAGGAGUUCUAUGAGGAUGACAGCAUGCUGUCACCAGACAGAAGGUCCCAUAAGAAGCACCAGGAGGUGUAUCCCACCAGGGAUCUUGACUAUGGAACUUCCAGGGGCUACCAUCACCCUCAAGGUUACUAUGAUGAUGAUGAACCUCCCAUCUACCAUGAGUCACGGAGUUCGCCAAAGAGACGGCUGCUUCCUCUCACACCUCAGGCACAUCCGAGGCCGUCCUUUAGUUUUGAGUGUCUGCGCAGGCAGAGCAGUCAGGAUGAAAUUCCACUGUCACCCCAUCUGCACCAGCACACUGCGCUACCUCUGCACCUGAUGCAGCACCAGGUGAUGGCUGUUGCCGGUCUGGACUCGAGCCGGGCCCAGAGGCUGUCACCGACCCGCUCCGUACGGUCCUGGGCCACGCCUCCCACCACGCCCACCAGCAAAGACCAGUCACCCUACUACACCCCCCUGAUCCAAGUGGACCGGCCAAGCAGAAGAAGCACGAGCAGCAGCCAGUCGUCUGUGUGCAAAAGCUCCUGGUACACAGACGAGACAGACUACCCCCAGAGGACGUACACACCGGCUCACCUGCAGGUCCCUGCGGACUUCCGCCCCCACUACCAUGAGAAAAGGGGCAGCGCCACCAGUCUGGUAGAGGCGGUGUUGAUAUCCGAAGGACUGGGGAGAUACGCGAAGGACCCGCGGUUUGUGGCGGCGACGAAGCACGAGAUCGCAGACGCCUGCGAGAUGACGAUCGACGAAAUGGAAAGCGCUGCCAGUAACCUCCUGAACGGCAGCAUUUCGCCUGGGGUCAAUGGGGAGAUGUUUCCCAUCCUGGACCCAAGGGACGAUCUGCUGGACUACGCUGCUGGCUACAGUGACGAGGAGCCUGAGCCUCACAGAACGUAUGAGGAGGACUUAGCUGAUGAAAUGAUAUGCAUAACGACUUUAUAGCAUUCGCUAAAAAAAGACAAAAAUGCACCUGUUGGCUAAUUAACAAAAGAAGUGCCUUCUUGUAAUGGAAUAUAAAAGGCACUAAGAAGUAGGUGAGAGGACUGGGACAGGGCUAUGUGUUUGAGUGACAGCCCUGGUGCACCUCUCACGAAGGAUGAGGACCUCUCUUGCCAAACAUAGCCCCGCCCCUUCAGCACUGAACCUUUUUACCAAGGAACGCCUGUGGCGAGAAACAUGUGGCUUUCCGACAAGAGGAAAUAGGAACCAGGUGAAACAGAUAUGUGCACUCUUACACAGGACAGGGUAUUACAGGUGAUGACAAUCAAAUGUACACAGCAACGUAGCGUCAUUACCUCAGUCGAUUUAUUGUGCACUGGCAUAUCAAGUAAAUGAGUUUCUGUUGCAAAAAUACAACAAGAGAAUACAACGAGAAGCAUAUCAUGCCCCUCUCCCGAUUUUGGAUAUAAAGUUAAUUUUUUUUCUACCUUUAAAAACACUGGUAAUAAUUUAUAACAACUCACUUCUAAGAAAAAAAAAAAGAUAAUCCCAACCUGUUUGUAUAGGGAUAUUAUUGACAGUUUUUGUAUUAUCAAACCAGAAUCUGUUUAUAUGGCUGUCAUGAAAUGGAGCAAAACCAUGGAAAUCAACGGAAAUAAAACUAUUCACAAAAAAUGCAGGUCAUUUUUUUUGAAAUGCUGUUUGUUCAAUAUUUUAUUUCAUAAUUUAAAUUUAUAUGUAAAUCACGUGUAAUAUACAAAUGAACAUUUUUUAGUGAUGUCCUAUAUUUUGUAAUUAAAAUACAGAAAAACAGCAAUAUGGGUCCUAUAGCCAGUUCAAUUUUAAAAUACAAUGUGAAUAUUCAUACCCACAAGAUAUGCAUUUUUUUUGUAUAGUUGAUCCAAAUACCAUACUGAGGCAUUUAAAAAAAACACAUCACAAAAGAGAAGUUUUUAAAAGUAAUUCAUGGGCUGAUUCUUUGCAUAUCUUGUGCAGGGUAAAUGCACAAGCAAGUUACUUCAAAUGCUUUUUGCAUCAACAGUUCUGCUUAAUUGGGUGAUUAAAAAUACACCAUUUAAGGAGUUUUACAUAUAUUGUUGAAAUACCUUCAUUAAUUACUUUAAAACUGAAAUCACAACUACAGUUUUAGUUGUACAGUCAUGAUAAUAUCAAUAACUCAAAACUGGUUAAAUUCUCAGACUUGACUAUUGACUGUGACUAUUUUUGUAGUAUAACACACAAAACAUAAUUAUUUGCUUGGCAGACAGUUUUUGCCAGUGUGUUGUUCACUGCUCACAAAAUUACAUUUUGCGUGACCCAUUUGUACACCUGCAUUUCUAAUGGAACAAUUGUGCUAUAGUACCUUGUCUCAAGGCUGUUACAGCAGUAUCCCCAGUGGGAUUACAAGUCAGUGACCCUCAGGUCAAGAAUCCAGAGCUUUAACCACAUCACCAAAUGGUGCCCAAUUUAAACAAACUCCUAUUUUUAUAUGACAGUUACCCUUUUUGUGUUAAAAAUUAAAAAUGUUCAUAAAAAUUAUUUAAAGAAACUGGGAUGGAGAGUGGCGCAGAUAUAUUUGGAUACUUUUGCUUAAUCGUGGGUACUUCUCGGCUAAAGGCAAAGCAAUAUGACCCAGACUCUUGUCAGCCCAGCUGUGACACAUGCUACACAUUGCCUCCAAAGGAGGAAAGGAAAACAUAUCACUGUUUCUGAAGCUUACGAUAUAUGUGGCAUGUCUCCCUUUACAGGAAUCUCAAACUCAAAAAAUAUCCUACUGUGCUAAAAAUCAGUGUUUCCCGUCAAAAACAUGUGAAGGUACCAUUUAUUUCAAAGGAAAGGAAAGAAAUUUGAUUUGUUGUCCAUGUGCAUAUACUGUGUUUUCAGUUCACUGAAGACUGUAAAGAACAUUAGAGUUACAUUCCAUUGGAUGUGCACAUUGAAAGAGCUCUAUGAAUCAUUCAUGAAAAACAAAUGUUCUCUGGCCUCCUUUGCAAAUGAUAACGACCCUCAUACAUUCAGGCACACUGAAAGUAGCAAUUGUAAGACUACAAAUAUGCAUCCUUUUUAAAGUUGUGUACAUUUUUGUUCAACUCAAGACUAAAUCACUUUAUUUAUUUUAUCUCAAGUCAGGGAUUCCUGCAGGAAAUAAUGUUCAAAUACAAUCACAUAGACAUCUACCACUGCACACGUAAUUGUAUAGUGCUAUUGUUUCUCCUAUUUUUGUGUAAUAAGGUGGAUUAUUUGUACUUUUCAUAUGACUGUCUGUAUGGUAUAGUGAAAUUUAUAUUUGUAAUUUACAAUGCCACUUUACAAUGCUGGGAUAUGUUUAAAACACUGAAAUACAAGGACAACUGGCCUUUAUUCCUGUAUUACAACCAUUGUUGUGGGUUAAAAAAUAAAAAUAUAAUUGCAAACUAUAUAAGAGUUUACAAAGAAACACCCAAUCAGUCAUUUUUCAUCACAGAUAUAUUAUUUGUUAUUACUGUUAUUAAAUAUGAAUUGAGAUAUAUGGACAGAAAUGUAAAAUAUGUAUAAAAUAUGAAGCUAAAAACCUGUGGUAAUUCUACUUGAAAAUCCUUUGUAUAUCCUGUAAGGUUUUUAUUCAGUAAACACAAUUUCUUUUCAUACCAAA
Molecule: messenger RNA, 9969 nt
Organism: Anguilla anguilla (European eel)
Lineage: Eukaryota; Metazoa; Chordata; Actinopteri; Anguilliformes; Anguillidae
Product: voltage-dependent L-type calcium channel subunit alpha-1D-like
Exons: 50
Coding region: 762-7340 (2192 amino acids)
Biological process (GO): calcium ion import across plasma membrane
Cellular component (GO): membrane; voltage-gated calcium channel complex
Molecular function (GO): high voltage-gated calcium channel activity
Source: RefSeq, a predicted model, not a curated record